Messenger RNA from Salarias fasciatus (jewelled blenny), 9481 nucleotides. It is a transcript of the gene ubxn4, whose product is annotated as UBX domain protein 4. Gene Ontology annotation, biological process: ERAD pathway. Gene Ontology annotation, molecular function: protein binding. Gene Ontology annotation, cellular component: endoplasmic reticulum. Bases 7494 to 9005 code for a protein of 503 amino acids. Lineage: Eukaryota; Metazoa; Chordata; Actinopteri; Blenniiformes; Blenniidae. The transcript is spliced from 15 exons. The record is from RefSeq and is a predicted model, not a curated record.
ACUGUAAUUCAAGUCAAUGUUUUUUGUUGCAAUAGUGCCCCUGUGUGGUUGAAAAGAUUAUUGUUUGCAUGGAUUGUGUUUAGCUGAUUGGUUGAGGGUGAGAGAGCGGAAGCAGGAAGCAGGAACGCAGCAGCCUCGAUUCAGCGGAGAAGUUGUUUGCAAAAGAGAGCAGAAAAUAAGGAAAUGCAAAAGGAAACAUGGACGAUCAGCAAACCUAACAGCUCCCACACAUUUGAACAGAAGGCGCACACGUUUUUCACGUUGCUUCUUGCCCAGCUAAAAAGAAAUAAAACGCUGGCAAAUUCAUCAGUUGAAGCGUGGCCUAUUUCUGUGCAAAUAAAUAACCUGGGAGCGGUUAUAGUGAAAAACGUGUCCCCUGCCGUUAUCAACGAGGAAACAUCGCUGCACCGGCGUGAGAGGGGCCAGCCAGCGAAAGAGCGACGAGUGAGCAGCGUGGCUUCAGCUUGACCAUGCUCCAAGGGAAAGAGGUCUACGUGGAGUCCAUCACCAGCCUCCAUGGUUCUGCAGCAGCUGGACGUCCAGACUUCAACAGCUUGACCAUGCUUCAAGGGAACGAGACCUUCGUAGAGUUCAUCACCAGCCUCCAUGGUUCUGCAGUGGCUGGAUAUCCAAACCUCAAACAGUUUUUCCAGUGGAAUUAAAGACUAAAGCUUCACUUCAGCACAAUGCAAGUCUACAGUAAGCCCAAGCUUCACAAGGAUACCAGGUCAGACUGUGUCUAUAGACUCUAAAAAAAAAAAAAAAAAAAAAACUCAAAUACAAAGAAGAAGAGAUAAAGAAAAAGAGUUCAAAGGAGUUAAGAGAGUUAAAAUUGUUUACAAAGUGUUUUUGUUUAUUUUUGCUGUGACACUGGUAUUGUUUGAUAUUUUAAUAUUGGGUUAACUUUGAAAUAUUUGAAGUCUAUUGUGCAACACUGAGAUGGAAGAUACUUCAGAAACACGUCUGUUAGAAGAAGUAAUUGAAGCAUUAGAAAAAGAGAAGGCUUCAUUAGAGGUAAAACUAAUGGAUGAUCUUGAAGACAAAGAAAAACAAGAGAUUGAAAUACGCCUAGGUGAGAUCCAUGCAGAUCUUGAAAUUCAAAGAAUAGGCCAACGUCCAAUCCAAACUUUACCUGGAGUUGAAACAGAAGUGAGGCGCUCAGACAGAGAAAGAAACCUAACUGAGAAAAUGUUGGAACUGAAAAGAGAUGACAUACUGAGCAAAGAGAGAAGUUUUAUGUCAACCUACUUGCACUUUAAAGCUGAGGUUCAACUCACAAGGUCAAAACUGAAAGGAGAAUGCUCUAAACUUGAGUUAGGUGACAUGAUUCAAAGGGUUGAAAAAUGCGAGUCAGAUUUAAAGCAAAACUAUGUAUCUUUACGUGCACUGACCGCACCAUCCCAAGACAUAAGGAGAAAAAUGGACAGUGGCAGUUCGGUUUGUACUGAUAUCAUAAAGCUUCUGAAAAGGCGUUAUGCAGAUUCUGACAAGGAAUUUAAUGCACAAGCUGCAAAGGAAUCAGUCUUUCAAUUACUGCAAAGAGAGGAUGCAAAGUCAAUUUAUGGCUCAACUGUGUCAAGACAGAGAAGUCAACACAGAAGUCUAAGUGAGCACGAAAGCCAAUUUUCUGCAAAAAGGGCUGAAGCAGCAGCACGUUUAGCUUCAAAACGAGCAGAAAUAAACAGAGAAAUGGAAAUCUCAAAGCAAAGACAGGAGAUUCUUGCUCAGCAAGAGAAGCUGAAAAUGUUGGAGAACCAAAGAGAUCUUGAGGCAAUAGAAGCAGAGUACAAUGUAUAUGCUGAAGAAGAAUCAAAGAUGAAUGCUGAAAGAACUGCAAGUGAAAUAAAGGUCACUUCAAGUCAGCUUCCAAAACAGCAGCAGAACAAUGUCUCACGCCCAGAAGUUCUUUGUAAGCCAGCGCCAGCUUUACCUGAGAUUAAAGGUGAAAAGAUUUUCCAAAGGGUGUAUGUCCCACAAACUUGUGACAGGAAUCCAAUGCCAAAAGACACUGAAGUAGCAUUAGUCCAAGCGUUAAAGGACUCGUUGACAAUGACAAGACUGCCAGCUCCUGAACCAUUUACAUUUAGUGGGGAUCCGCUGAAAUUCAUUGAGUGGAGCACCUGUUUCAAAGCUUUAAUAGAGACUAGCUGUGUUGAUCCAGCUCACAGAUUGUUCUACCUGAAAAAGUACAUAAGUGGGGAAGCACUUACUGUAUUAGAAGGAACAUUUUAUAGAAGCGAUGAGGAAGCUUACACCCAGGCUUGGGAGGCUUUGAAUAAACGUUAUGGCCAUCCAUUUGUUGUCCAGAGAGCGUUUAGAGGAAAACUAAGCAGUUGGCCAAAGAUUGGGUCAAAGGAGUCUCUGAAACUGCGAGAGUUUAGUGAUUUCCUCAUUUCAUGCAAAAACGCUAUGCCUCAUGUACAAGGUCUCAGGGUAUUAGAUGAUUGUGAAGAAAAUCAAAAAAUACUCCUCAAGCUACCAGACUGGGCAACAACACGUUGGAACAGAUAUGUGACUAAAACACUGGAUGAAGGAAAAGAAUAUCCAAGUUUUGCGGAAUUUGCUGACUUUGUGGCUGAAGAAGCACGCAUAGCAUGCAACCCAGUCUCGUCCUUGUUUGCACUGCGAACAUGUGACAAACUAGACAAGGAGCAAAAGCGUCCUAAGGCGAGUGUCUUAACUACUACGAUAAAAGGAAUCAAGAAUACGAAGGCAGCAAGCACAGCUCAAGAAAUCAAAUCUCCCCCUUCCACAACUCAGAACAAAAGACAAAUUGAGUGCAUUUGUUGCAAGCAAAGCCACUUUAUUUACAAAUGUGUAAAAUUUGCUGAAAUGUCUCUGGAGGAAAAGAAGAAGUUUGUUUCUGAGAAUAAUAUGUGCUAUAGUUGUCUGAGAGUUGGCCACAUUUCAAAAAACUGUCGGCAAAAGGCUACUUGUAAUGUGUGCAGGAAAAACCAUCCUACUCCACUUCAUGAGGACCGUCCACAAGUGGACAAACUUGAAACGCCACCACAAGAAGAUGCUUCUGCAGUGUCGAACAAUGUGAGAAUAGACAAUAGUGACCGUACUUCAAUGAUUGUGCCGGUAUGGUUAUCUUGUGCAGAAGGUAAUGGGCUUGAGAUCUUAGUUUACGCGCUCCUAGAUACUCAAAGCAGCAACACGUUCAUAGACCAAGACAUUUGUGAAAAGAUUCAAGCACUCACAGAGUCAGUUAAGCUGAAACUGACAACAAUGACAGACAGGGGUUCAAUUGUUCAGAGUCAAAGAGUGAAUGGGCUGAAAGUAAGAGGCUACUAUUCACAAGAGUACAUUGAGUUACCUCCCACAUACACUCGUGAAUACAUCCCCCUUGAACAAAGCAGUAUUCCCACUCGAGAAACAACAAAGGGAUGGGCACAUCUUCAAGGUAUUGCACGAGAAAUGCCAGAGUUGCUUGAUUGUCCUGCAGCACUUCUUAUUGGCUACGAUUGUGCAAGAGCUCUGAAACCAAGAGAAGUAAUACCAGGCAACGACUACGAUCCUUAUGCAAUCAAAACAGACUUAGGUUGGAGUAUUGUCGGAUCUAUCAAGCCUUUGACAAGUUCAAUGGAUGUAACCGGAGCGUGCCAUCGUAUCACUGUUAAAGAGCUGCCAUCCAUCACUCCCUCUUCUGUGAUCAAAGUGUUGGAAACAGAUUUUCGGGACACAAAUCCCAAAGAUGGAAACAUAUCACAAGAGGACAUUCAAUUUUUGCAGCUCCUCAAUGAAAACGUACACAUCAAUGAAGAAGGUCAUUUGGAAAUGCCUUUACCUUUCAGAGAACGUCCCCAGCUUCCAAACAACAAACAGCUCGCAAUAACACGGCUCAAGCACUUGAAAGCAAAAAUGGAAAGGAAUCAGAAGUACAAAGAGGAUUAUGUUAAAUUUAUGAAUCGUGUAUUUGAAGAUGGUGAUGCAGAGGAAGCAGUCGGCACAUCUGCAGAUGAUGUCACAUGGUAUAUACCUCACCAUGGGGUAUACCAUCCCAGAAAGCCAGAGAAAGUGAGAGUUGUGUUUGACUGCUCAGCGAAAUUUCAGGACACAUCUUUAAAUGACCAUCUCCUCACAGGCCCAGACUUAAUCAAUACGCUCAUAGGGGUACUCUGCAGAUUUAGAGAACACCAAGUUGCCAUUACAUGCGAUGUAGAGAAAAUGUUCCACCGCUUUCAUGUCUCUCCAGAAGACAGAGACUUCUUAAGGUUUUUAUGGUGGCAGGAUGGAAACACCAGUACAGAGCCAAAAGAGUAUCGCAUGCGUGUUCAUAUUUUCGGAGCAGCAUCCUCGCCUGGUUGUGCGAACUAUGGCAUGAAGUAUCUUGCAAGUGAACAUGAAAAGGAUUAUCCGUUGGCGGCAAGCUUCAUUCACAGAAACUUUUAUGUGGAUGACGGAUUAAUCAGUGUCGAUAAAAUCGAAACAGCAAAACAGCUGGUCCGUCAAGCACAAGAGAUCUGUGCAAAAGGAAAAUUGCGCUUACACAAAUUUGUGUGCAACAAAAGAGAAGUUUUGGAGGUAAUCCCAGAAUCAGAGCAUGCCAUCAAUGACAAAGAUGUCAAUCUGAACUACUCUGACAUUCCUAUGCAAAGUGUGCUGGGAGUCAAAUGGAAUGUGGAAACAGAUUCACUCUCGUUCAAUGUUGUUCUCAAAGGAAAGCCAGCCACUCGGCGAGGAAUCCUGGCAACAGUAGCGAGUGUGUAUGAUCCACUAGGAUUUCUUUCUCCAUACAUUCUAACUGGGAAGCAAGUACUACAGGAAAUGUGCAAACGCGGCAUAGGAUGGGAUGACCCUAUUCCUCCUGCUCUGGAAAAGCAAUGGAAAAUAUGGCUUAAUGAUCUGGAAAACUUGCCAAAGAUUCAAAUACAGAGAUGCUUCAUUCCCGAGGACAUGGAUACAGUGCAAAGGAUUGAGUUACAUCAUUUCUCGGAUGCAAGCAGCAGUGGCUAUGGACAAUGCUCAUACAUCAGGAUUGUAGCAGAAAACAAGGUGCAUUGUACUCUCGUUAUGGGAAAAGCCAGAGUGGCUCCCACCAGAGUUGUCACUAUACCACGUCUCGAACUGACCGCAGCGGCAGUUUCAGCGGGAGUAAGUAACUUCCUCAAAACAGAGCUUGAGCUAAAGAUUGACGAGGAGUUCUUCUGGACUGAUUCUCAAGUGGUGCUCGGGUACAUUAAAAAUGAAGCAAAGCGCUUUCACGUCUUUGUCGCAAACCGUGUUCAGAAAAUUAGAGACUUCACAGAUCCAAAGCAAUGGUUCUACAUAGAGACGGAUCAGAAUCCAGCAGACCACGCUUCUAGAGGUCUCAAGGUGGCAGAGCUCAUGGACUCUAGUUGGUUAACUGGACCUAGAUUUCUCUGGGACAGAGAACUUGUAACCAAGCCACACUCCCCAGCUCUUUUCUUGGGAGACCCUGAAGUAAAGGUUCUUGAAACUAAUGCUCAAGAGAAAGACAAUUUUCUUGAGAGAUUCUCGAGAUUUUCUGAUUGGAACAUGGCACUUAAUGUUGUUGCAAGGAUAAAGAGACUUAACAAAAGAGACAAAUCAGAGCUCAUUACUGUUGAAGAAAGACAAGAGGCUUCUCUAGCGCUUAUUCGGCUAGCACAGAGAAGAACUUUUGAACAAGAGUUGGAUCGAGUGAGACAAAAGGGAAACAAAUUGCCAAGAACUCACAAGUUGCAUCAACUUGAUCCUUUCAUUGAUAAUGAUGUACUCAGAGUCGGAGGCAGGUUGAGAAAAUCCUCAGCAUCAUUUGAGCUUAGACAUCCUGCUAUUCUUCCUAAGGAAGAUAUUGUCACAAAACUGAUUGUUGAUUAUUAUCACAAGAAAACACAACACCAAGGACGAGGUCAAACCCUAAAUGCACUUAGAGCCAAUGGCUAUUGGAUUGUAGGUGCCAGUAAAGUAGUGGCCAGUUACAUCAAAGAUUGUGUAGUAUGCAGAAAGAUGCGAGGGUCAACAGAAGAACAGCGUAUGGCUGACUUACCAGCUGAUAGAGUAGAGCUCUCCCCUCCUUUCUCUUUCACAGGAUUAGAUUGUUUUGGUCCUUUUAUCACAAAACAAGGUCGAAAGGAGUGUAAACGUUAUGGUCUUCUAUUUACAUGUUUAAGCUCCAGAGCUAUUCACAUUGAGAUGUUAGAAGAUCUUUCUACUGAUGCGUUUAUAAAUGGAUUGAGAUGUUUUAUAGCGAUCAGAGGAGCAGUGAGACAGAUUCGAUCCGAUCAAGGCACAAAUUUUGUCGGAGCUCGUAAUGAGUUUGAGAAAGGUCUCAAAGAUCUUGACAAGGACAGGAUUGCUACCUAUCUAGCUAAAAACCAAUGUGACUUUCAAAUGAAUGUUCCCGAAGCAAGUCACCGAGGCGGUGUCUGGGAACGCCAAAUCAGGACUGUCAGGAAUGUUUUGAGUUCAGUCUUGGCACAAGCCAUAGGAAGACUUGAUGACACCUCUCUAAGAACUUUCUUUUAUGAGGCUAUGUCAAUUGUAAACAGUCGCCCACUUACCACUAAUACUAUUAGUGAUCCAAAAAGUGCGGAACCUUUGACGCCCAAUCAUUUACUUACAAUGAAAGAGUCAAUCCCUCUUCCACCUCCAGGCAAUUUUGUCGGUGAAGAUUUGUACAGUCGAAAGAGAUGGAGAAAAGUACAGUAUCUUGCAGAACAGUUUUGGCACAGAUGGCGCAAGGAGUACUUAACCAGUAUAAGUUUAAGACAACAGUGGCACACAUCCAAACGAAAUGUACAAGUCGGAGAUGUAGUGAUCAUUAAAGAAGAGAACAUUCCCAGAAAUGAAUGGAAAUUGGCAAAGGUAAUUGAAGCCAAUAAAGACGAUGAUGGUUUGGUACGAAAAGUCAAGAUUCAAGUUGGACAAAGAGAUUUAGGAAGUAAAGGUGAACGUCUGAAACAGUUGUCCUAUCUUGAACGACCAGUACAGAAACUAGUGGUACUAGUACAAAAUGAGUCAAUUAAGAUUUGAAAGGUUAAGAAUGGUUUAUUUUCUUUUAGGUUGGAAAAUUACCAUGUUUUAUUUUGUUGUAAUAUAAACCUGUUGUAAUUUUGGUGGCAGUGUGGCUGUCGCAGUAAAAACAAUAAUAUUGGGUUUUUUUUGUAUAAUAUCCACUGUAAUUCAAGUCAAUGUUUUUUGUUGCAAUAGUGCCCCUGUGUGGUUGAAAAGAUUAUUGUUUGCAUGGAUUGUGUUUAGCUGAUUGGUUGAGGGUGAGAGAGCGGAAGCAGGAAGCAGGAACGCAGCAGCCUCGAUUCAGCGGAGAAGUUGUUUGCAAAAGAGAGCAGAAAAUAAGGAAAUGCAAAAGGAAACAUGGACGAUCAGCAAACCUAACAGCUCCCACACAUUUGAACAGAAGGCGCACACGCUGACGCAGCCUGACGCGUAACGUGCAGCCGGAAGCGGAAGCCGCGGGGCUGACUGAUGUAGCUUAGCCACUCCGGAGCGUCACUCACCGGGCAGAGACAGAAGAACUCCCCGCAGACAUGCUCUGGUUCGAGGGCUCCAUCCCUGAUGCCAUCAACUUGGCCAAGCAGCGGGGAUCCGUGUUCGUCGUGGUCAUUACAGGAGAAGAUGAGCAGUCUUCACAGCUCAUGUCCAGCUGGGAGGAUGUCCAAGUGUCGGAGACGGCUCAGAACUGUUGCGUGGCCAUCAGAGUGGAUGCUAAGAGUGACACAUGUGUGCAGUUCUCUCAGAUCUAUCCAGUGGUCUGCAUACCGUCCAGCUUCUUCAUCGGAGAUAAUGGGAUUCCUCUGGAAGUCAUCGCCGGAAGUGUCUCCGCUGAGGAACUGACCAAGAGAAUCCAGAGAGUCAACCAGAUGCAUCGUCAGGAGGAGGUGAGCAGUGGAAGCCAGGUACCUGUGGAGAGCAGCCCACCUGCCAGCUCCACAGCCUCAGAGUCUGCUGCAGCCUCAGAGUCUGCUGCAGCCUCAGCAGCUCCACAAACAACCAAAGAAUCUCUUUCCAGUUCUUUGAGUCCAAGCUGUUCUUCAGGUUCUCCUGCAGAGGACUCGUCUUCACCUCAGAGCUGUGAGGAGAACCUGGACGCUAAAGUGGAGAGAUUGACAAAGAAACUGGAGGAGAGGCGAGAACAACGCAAGAAAGGCGAGGAAGAGCAUGAGAUCAGGAAGGAGAUGGAUCGGAGGAAGAUGGGGAAAGACAUGCAGGACUUCAAGAGGAAGCAGGAAGAGGAGAAGACCAAGCGCCUCCUGGAGGAGAGGAACAGAGAGAAGGCGGAGGAGAAGGCCGCCAGAGAGCGGGUCAAACAGCAGAUCGCCAUGGACCGGGCCGACAGAGCAGCUCGAUAUGCCAAAACUCAGGAGGAGGAGAAGGCCGCCAAGCAGGCGCUGCUGCAGGCCCGCCAGGCGGAGCAGGAGGCCCGGAGGGAGGCCACGGUCCGAGAGAGGAGCACCGUGGCCAGGAUCCAGUUCCGCCUGCCGGACGGCUCGUCCUUCACCAGCCAGUUCCCCUCACAGAGCAAACUGCAGGAGGCUCGGCAGUUCGCUGUUCAGGAGGUGGGGAACCGCUACGGGAACUUCUCCCUGGCCACCAUGUUUCCUCGACGGGAGUUCACCAGUGAAGACCUGAACAAGACCCUGCUGGAGCUGGAGCUGGCCCCCAGUGCCUCCAUCGUACUGCUGCCUCAGUCCAGCCGGCCCUCCAACUCGGUGGUCCAGUCCGGCGGUGGGGGGAUCUGGGCGGUCCUGGGCACCAUCCUCUACCCUCUGCUGGCCGUGUGGAGAUUCCUCAGCUCCUUCCUGUUUGUGGCUCCGCCCCCAGCCAGGCCGCCCCCAGCCAGAGGCCCCGCCCCCCAGCAGCCCACCUCUCACACUAACGCAGGCCCCAGCAAAGCCAAGAGAGAAUCCCUCACCAAGCACAGUUUGGAGAACAGACCCAAGGACUUCAAGAAAGACGGUAAAAUCUGCCGGCUCAGGACUCAGGAGGACAGCGAGGACGAUAACAACACCUGGAACGGGAACUCCACCCAGCAGAUGUAGUGUGGCCCUCCCUCUGUGUCCCACCCUGCUUGCAUGGGUAGAUCCAUAACCAUCACCAGAAUUCCUCCUGCUGCUUCAGCUCAGUGUUUUUUGUGUUGAUUAUAACAUGAAGCAGGUUCAGACUGCAGCCACUGCGACGUCCUGAAAACGGCCCGCUUGGGGUCCUGAAAGCGGCCCUCGGUCCGCUCGCUUCCCCGCCGCUCAGCUGCAGUCUGGUCCUGCCGUUAUCUGCUUCUGGACUCACUGCAGCUUUGAAACUUUAAACAGACGGAAUUCAGAAAUGUGGAAUGAAGAUGAUUUUUCCUGUUAGAUGUAAAAAAAAAAAAUAUAUAUAUGCAGCCGCUGGAAUAGGAUGACACACACACACACACACCCAUGUACUAUGACACCCUGAGUGUGUAUGUGUGUGUAAACCACAGACCAUAACUGUAGUUCUUUGUUGAAUCAUAAAAAGUUGAACUGCUUGUUUUUUCAGA